AGCCAAUAGGAGACGCCUCAACGUAGAGUAACACGUCAUUUUAGUGAAGCGCAAGGGCCGCCUGUUAGCGAGUGAUCCCCUCAUCUUCGCAAUUUUGUCCCCUGCAUCCGCCUGCUUUCAUCUUAAAGUGCCAUAAAUUAUUUUGAACACAACGGACCACUUUGCCCGUGUCUAGCCUCGAGGCCAACCUGAAAUAAAAGCUCAGCGAUGGCGUCCUACCAGGAGUUCAUCCAACAGAACGAGGACAGGGACGGGGUGCGAUUCAGCUGGAACCUCUGGCCCUCCAGCCGGCUGGAGGCCACCAGGCUCGUGGUCCCAGUCUCCUGUCUCUUCACACCUCUCAAGGAGAGGCCCGACCUUCCACCAGUCCAGUACGAACCGGUUCUAUGCAGUCGGGCCAACUGUAAGGCAGUGCUGAACCCCCUAUGUCAAGUUGACUACAGAGCAAAAAUAUGGGCGUGCAACUUCUGCUUUCAGAGAAACCCCUUCCCUCCCUCUUAUGCAGGCAUAUCAGAAGUGAACCAGCCAGCGGAACUUAUGCCUCAGUUCUCUACCAUUGAGUACAUAGUACAGCGAGGAACCACGGCCCCUCUGAUCUUCCUUUACGUUGUGGAUACCUGUUUGGAGGAAGAGGACCUUCAGGCCCUCAAGGAGUCCCUCCAGAUGUCGCUCAGCCUGCUGCCCCCCAAUGCCCUGGUGGGCCUCAUCACAUUCGGGCGUAUGGUUCAGGUUCACGAGCUCAGCUGUGAGGGGAUCGCCAAGAGCUACGUGUUCAGGGGCACCAAAGACCUCUCCUCCAAACAAAUCCAGGAGAUGCUUGGGUUAACAAAACCAGCAGCAUCAGCACAACAAGGUCGCCCUCUGGCACCUCAGGAUGCCGGCGCUUCCUGCAGGUUCCUUCAGCCCGUUCACAGAGUUGAUAUGAAUCUGACAGACCUGCUGGGUGAGCUUCAGAGGGACCCGUGGCCAGUUCCUCAGGGCAAACGGCCGCUCCGCUCAACCGGCGUUGCGCUGACAGUUGCUGUCGGCCUGCUGGAGGGUACAUUCCCCAACACAGGGGCUCGUGUGAUGCUGUUCAUCGGUGGGCCCCCCACUCAAGGCCCAGGCAUGGUGGUGGGAGACGAGCUGAAAACCCCCAUUCGUUCCUGGCAUGACAUCCAGAAAGACAACGCUCGCCAUCUGAAGAAAGCCACCAAGUACUAUGAAGCCAUGGCCAACCGCUCUGCAGUAAAUGGCCAUUGUAUUGACAUCUACGCCUGUGCCCUGGACCAGACGGGACUGCUCGAGAUGAAGUGCUUAUCUAAUCUUACCGGGGGGCACAUUGUUAUGGGAGACUCCUUCAACACCUCCCUGUUCAAGCAGACCUUCCAAAGAGUCUUCAGCAAGGACCUCAAUGGAGAUUUCCGCAUGGCCUUUGGUGGUGUCCUGGAAAUCAAGACAUCAAGGGAGGUGAAGGUCUGCGGGUCCAUUGGACCGUGUGUUUCACUCAACUCAAAGGGCUCUUGUGUUUCAGAGACUGAGAUGGGCAUUGGUGGUACGAACCAGUGGAAAGUGUGCGGCCUCAACCCCUCCACUACUUUGGGCAUUUUUUUUGAAGUGGUGAAUCAGCACAAUGCACCAGUCCCUCAAGGCGGCCGAGGGGCGAUCCAGUUUGUAACCCAGUACCAGCACUCCAACACACAGAGGAGGAUACGGGUCACUACCAUCGCAAGGAACUGGGCGGAUGCACAGUCCCAAAUUCAGCACAUCGAGUCGUCGUUUGACCAGGAAGCUGCCGCAGUGCUCAUGGCUCGCCUUGGAGUCUUCAGAGCCGAGUCGGAGGAGGGACCCGAUGUCCUGCGUUGGCUCGACAGGCAGCUCAUCCGCCUGUGUCAGAAGUUUGGCCAGUUCAACAAAGACGAUCCCACCUCCUUCAAACUGUCGGAGUCUCUGUCGCUCUACCCACAGUUCAUGUUCCAUCUGCGGCGGUCGCCCUUCCUGCAGGUUUUCAACAACAGCCCCGAUGAGUCGUCUUAUUACAGGCACCACUUUGUGAGGCAGGACCUGACCCAGUCCCUGAUCAUGAUCCAGCCCAUCCUCUACUCCUACUCCUUCCAUGGACCACCAGAGCCUGUCCUCCUGGACAGCAGCAGUAUCCUGCCCGAUCGAAUCCUGCUGAUGGACACUUUCUUCCAGUUGGUUAUUUACCAUGGAGAGACCAUAGCGCAGUGGCGUAAGGCCGGCUACCAGGAAAUGGCUGAGUACGAGAACUUCAAACAGCUGCUGCUUGCGCCACUGGAUGAUGCCCAGGAGAUCCUGCAGACACGCUUCCCCAUGCCGCGCUACAUUGACACAGAGCACGGAGGCUCGCAGGCUCGCUUCCUGCUCUCGAAGGUCAACCCAUCACAGACGCACAACAAUCUCUACGCCUGGGGACAGGAGACUGGUGCCCCAAUUCUCACAGAUGACGUCAGCUUGCAGGUCUUCAUGGACCACUUGAAGAAACUGGCAGUUUCUAGCUCUGCGUAGACGUCUGUGGAACCACAAAGUGAUCAGACGUUCAUGAAAUCGGGAUCCAUUAACAUUUGCUUUCCCUGUUUGUUUGGGUUUGACAAACAAACUAACAAACAGAGAGUCGCCUCUAUUGUCUUGCUAGAAUGUGUCGUUCAUGGAGCAAAGUAUGACCUUUAUGCUACAAAAUGAACUGAAAAAAGGUGGGAAACACAUUCCUAAUGUGAAAAAGUCCAUGUAAGCAAUAUCAAAUCCAUUUUUUCUUAUAAUAUUUGAUAUUACAUGUAACAUGGUGAAUUAUUAGACCAAUCAUUUCUCGUUUUAUUUUUGUUUGUCCUGUCCUAUAAAUGUAUGUCUCCUGCAUCAGAAUGGGUUAAAGUUGCUGUUUAAAUAGAAUGCUCGUAUUUGUUUGCUUUGUCUAUAGCUAUAUAUGAUAUACUUAUAACUUUCUCAUUAAUAAAUUAUGAUAGUACUUUCUAAUUCUGAAGAAAUGUUCACAGGGCUUGUCGGUCGUCACACUGAUGACCUGUUAAUCAGUCUAUUUGAUAUAUAUAGAUUGAGAAUCCUACAUGGAUUAUACCUGUGUUUUCCAAGACAAUUCCCCUUGAAUAAUAGGAUUAAUGUUCUGAGGAAUCAACACAACCGACUCAGCUUUCAAUGAUGAACAUUAAGAUUGAUGUCUAACUUUAUAAGCCACCGUAUAUUUUAGUCAUCAUCCCCAUCUGGUAUUUUGCAUCCAAUGAUUGCCCAAGUGUCUUUGCAACCAAACUUCUAUAUACUGUUAAGUCUCAAUUAAAGGGACAGUUGUUUGAUUUAGAUCCUGUCUGGAGUCCUAUUGCCAUCCAUAUAAAGACCUCUUGGCAGGA
Pungitius pungitius (ninespine stickleback) is the source of this 3356-nucleotide messenger RNA. RefSeq names its product SEC23 homolog B, coat complex II component (gene sec23b). The record is from RefSeq and is a predicted model, not a curated record. Gene Ontology annotation, molecular function: GTPase activator activity; zinc ion binding. Bases 208 to 2508 code for a protein of 766 amino acids. NCBI's taxonomy places the organism in Eukaryota, Metazoa, Chordata, Actinopteri, Perciformes, Gasterosteidae. Gene Ontology annotation, biological process: endoplasmic reticulum to Golgi vesicle-mediated transport; COPII-coated vesicle budding; COPII-coated vesicle cargo loading. Gene Ontology annotation, cellular component: COPII vesicle coat; endoplasmic reticulum exit site. The transcript is spliced from 19 exons.